Molecule: messenger RNA, 2788 nt
Organism: Sphaerodactylus townsendi
Lineage: Eukaryota; Metazoa; Chordata; Lepidosauria; Squamata; Sphaerodactylidae
Product: heme transporter HRG1-like
Exons: 2
Coding region: 37-306 (89 amino acids)
Biological process (GO): heme transport
Cellular component (GO): plasma membrane; lysosomal membrane
Molecular function (GO): heme transmembrane transporter activity; heme binding
Source: RefSeq, a predicted model, not a curated record
GGUGUGCUUUCACUCUGGGCUCUCAUCACACACGUGAUGUAUGUGCAGGAUUAUUGGAGGACCUGGCUGAAGGGCUUGAAGUUCUUUCUCGUUGUUGGCAUUUUCUUCUGCAUCCUCGCUGUGAUUGGGUUCUGCACAUUCCUGACGCUGGCCAUUACACAGCAUCAAUCCUUGACGGAUCCAAAGAGUUACUACCUGUCUUGCAUCUGGAGCCUCCUCUCCUUCAAGUGGGCCUUUCUCCUCUCCUUAUAUUCUUUCCGGUACAGAAACGAGUUUGCGGACAUCAGCAUUCUUAGUGACUUCUAACACCUGGACUUCGAUCCCGCUGAGGGGACGUGUGUGUGAGAGAACUAUUGGACAAUUUGAGUGAGCACUCGAAUCCUCCAUGCUGGCUAGAAGGAAACCCACAAGAAGUGGAAAGCACGAACCUGUCCCAGCUCUGCUUACCUGUUUGCCAGUUGCACUUGUGGGGGCUUUCUCCUCAACUGCUUUCAUCCAGCUGCUUGCUGCUCGGCCACUUCCACCUAUCUUGUCUACAUUACCUUUUGCGAGAGUCACGUCCUUGUUCAAGAGUUCUGUCUUCUCAUGCUGAGUGAAAACUUGGAUUCCAAGUCAAGACCUCUUAGGCCUAGUCUGCAUAUCUGCGUGUGUAUUUCUGUCCCCAUUUUUUUUGUGUGAAGCUGUGGUUUAAUUUGGGAAGGUUGACGCAAUCAGUAUGCACUCCGUGGGCCCUCCUUUGUAUCUCUUGAGCUACCGCCGCCAUUUUGUGUUGGUCGUGAGGUACUCCAUAAAAGCCCCCCGAAAGCUGGUUUAUACUACUUUCAUACAGAGGUAUUUUCAUAGAGCAAGGCAUAAUAUGAUUCCGAAAGAAGACUAUUUUGAACAACACUUCCCCCCACAUAUGCAUAUCUUAUUUUUUUUCCUUUCUUUGUUGCUGUUCACAGCUUUAAGGAGAAGGAAACCUGUGAAUAUUUAUGCACAAAAUGCUUCCGACCCUUUUUCUUCUCCAGGCACUUUUAAAGGGGUUGGCUGUUGAUGUUUUUAAAUUGAGAUUUUAAAUUAUGUUGACUCUACUUUUUUGAAGAUGAGCACUGCAGAACCUGAAAACUGGGAGUGGUAGGAAGGGACUCCUUCCCAAACUGCUUAUUAUUUAGGACAAAUUAACAUUCCACCUUAUCCAAAGACUUGGAUUAAGGUCUAAAAUGGCCUUAUGCUGUCAGAAUAGCCCAAUGAGCUUGUGAUUUUAUUCUGAAUGCUCAAAUUGGGGAGAGGGGGCUGAUAUCUACCCUGGGAGCUGUUUGUGUCAUCUGCAUUUUGCUGUGUAUGUUUGGACCAAAAUGUGUGAACCGCCCCACAGUUCUUACCUGACUUUUUUUUUCAAGUUCAGUGCACUACACAAGAAAAAGUAGCGAAACCCCUGGUUCUCAGAUGGCCUCAUCCAGCCAGCCAUGGCUUAAAAAACAACCACGCGCUUCAUUCAGGUGUGUUCUGAAAAGCACUGCUUGUAAUCUCUUUUUAAAAAUGUGUGUGUGUGGGGGGUUCAUUUUAAUGAGUCAAGAUCAAGAAACAAGAUGAAUAUUAUGGAAUAAAAAUGAGAUGAGCGUUAUAGUCUGAAGAAGGAACAGAUCCUUGGAACUUCUUGGUGUCGCUGUGAGCCAGAUCUUUGUUUGUUGAUUCCUGUCAGACAGUUUGCUGCCUCGGAGGUUAUCCACUGAUGGUACCCCUGAGUAUCUCACUCGGGCUGUGAUGCUGCUUCCUCCCCCAGCUUCGGAAUGCGGAUCUGUCACUUAGGCCCACGAUUCCCUCCCUGCCUGUACCUUUCUAUCAUCGAGAGCCUUUCUGUGGAUCCUGAAAUCACAGAUUUGUGAGCUUCAUUCCAAGAAAAAACCUGUGGGGGAUUGGGCCUAAAAACAGACACACUGCCAGGAAUCUGACACAGCUUUUAAGUCUACAGAGAAGGUUUCUUAAGCCCCUUUGUGGCCUUAUUGGACCAAUAUCCAUGAUGCUCCCAGAAUAGAAAGCAACAGGCCGAAUCAUCAGUCAAAGCUGACACUGGUAGUUUCUUAGCCUGCUGGAGGAGAUGGGAUAGGAAUUGUAUGUGGGAAAAGGAAUCCUCUUGCGAAUUAGAAAGCCAAGGAGCUUCUGUCUGUGGGCAUGUUGCGGCUGUUCAGUAGUGUCUAGGGCACCCUGCCAAGUCAACGCCCACAGGCAGCCAAAGGAAGGGUUUGCAGUGGAAAGAACUACCUGUUGUUGACUUCUCAAAAGCCACUUGUGCCUUUUUAAAAAACUAUGUGAACCUCCCCUUGGGUGGGGGGAUUUCUCAUCUGGUUGCAAUUUUGCAGUGGCUAGAAGAACAAGGGAGUUGGUUUAAGGCCCCAAAACGUUGCAAAGGUUUUGGGUUGGCAACUCUAGGGCGGGAGGUCAGCAAGCACAGAAGAGGGUCUUGGGUAAGUCCAGUUGGCUAACAGUCUCUUUGUUACAGGAAGGGUAGGAGGACAUGAAACAUGUGGCAGGCUGAUUGGUUAAGGUGGCCUGGGAAUAACGGGGAAUCUUGCUUUCCAUCCUACAUUUUCCACAGUGUCCCAUGAAGUUACAUGAUGGCCUUUUGUCUUGUUGAUAUGUUGGUUUUAACUUCCUGUUACAUCCUGUUUAAUUCCACCAUUGGGAACUCUACUCCAUUUGUGUUUCUCUUUCCUGUACAAUAUUUGUAGCAAAUGCACAACCAGCUCACCAGGAGAAGACUGCUCACAGGUUGCUUUUUCUUACAAAUAAAGGGAAAAAAGAAGAA